GACACAGAUGUUGUGCGCACGUCCUCGCACUUCCGCUCCGCAUGAUACCGGAGAGAAGUUCUGACAGCUGAGGCUCCCCUCAGUUCAUUCCAACCCCCGGCUUCCCCAAAAUCACAUUCUAUCUUCAUUUACAGUCGUCAGUGCCUUAAUUAAUCACCGAGGGGAGUUUCGGUGAACGGAGGGCGUCCGAUUAUGGUGUAGCACGGACCGCUAGCUCCCAGAUUAAAGGAAGUUUGAGUCGUGGGGCAACGUGCGGGGGCGGGGCAGAGCACAGCAGGGCUGCAGGAGCCAUGCUCACGCUGUCCAGCAAGCUGAAGAGGAAUGACGGCGGACAGACGAGCCGGGCCGGCGGGGUCUCCGACGCCACUCACAGGGUCUCCAUUCGAGACCGUCUCCUUACCAAAGAAGUUGCCGAACUUGAAGCCAAUCUUCCUAGUACAUGCAAAGCCAAUUUCCCCGAUGAAGACAAGCUGCACCAUUUUCAGCUAGCAGUGUCUCCUGAUGAAGGUUACUACCAAAGUGGCAGGUUUCAGUUUGAAAUCAACGUGCCCGAAGCCUACAACAUGGUGCCUCCAAAAGUGCGAUGUCUGACCAGAAUAUGGCAUCCAAAUAUCACCGAGAACGGGGAGAUCUGCCUGAGCCUAUUGCGGGAACAUUCUAUCGACGGCACAGGGUGGGCCCCCACCAGAACCUUGAAGGACGUGGUCUGGGGAUUGAACUCGUUGUUCACCGACUUGUUGAAUUUUGAUGACCCGUUGAACAUUGAUGCGGCAGAACAUCACUUGAGGGAUAAGGAAGAUUUUCGGAACAAAGUUCAAGAUUACAUCAAGCACUACGCCAGAUGAUAGACGCACGGGGCCGCGGCAAGUUUGCUCGCAAGCUGCUCCACCUUUGCCUCAGCUUUUUCUCUCAAGUCCACACUGAAUCAGCAGCCGGCCGGUCGUCUUGAACGUCGCGCUCUGCUCACCUUCUCGCAAUAAACCUCGACACAUGACGGACAUGGGAAGCGCACGUUUGAGCAAGGAACGCAAAGCACGACGCUUUUAUUGUACUCUCAGAGAUGUCACGUUGGCGCCGCUCGCUUGACGCCAAGACAGUAGACGUACCGUGAGUGACCGGCCGCUAUUUUUUUCUUGGGGGGCCGGGGGGGGGGGGGUGUUUUCAAGUGAGUAAACAAGAGAAGAGUUAUGUACGUUCUCAGUUCCAGUGCCUGCAGUGUUUGUGUUGGCAGAAAGGAAAAAAAAAAUUGCAUGCGAGUUGACAUGAUGUAAUCUGAAGAUAUUCACACACCUUUGUGGACACCUUACGUGCUACACGCGACCUGCCCGGCCCCCACCAGACAGCGUUUGAAUGAUCAGCACCGCAGCGUCCUCAUUUGUUGUCUUUCACACGCACAUUUUGAUACCCACUUUUUUUUUUUUUUUUUGUUACCUCAAUGUGCAAAAUGGGAGACAACUCUUGUCAUUUCCCUUUCUUGUUUUCAUGCUUAUGUCAACCAUGCCUCUCACAAUCAGACAAAAUGUAUCAAUGAGGUGAGGCUAAAACACAAGAGCGUACUGAAGUCACUGUUUGGUUGAAAACGGCAAAAAUAAAUGCGUCUUUUGACCAAGAGCGGAAGGAAAAA
Messenger RNA from Hippocampus zosterae (dwarf seahorse), 1624 nucleotides. RefSeq names its product ubiquitin-conjugating enzyme E2F (putative) (gene ube2f). The record is from RefSeq and is a predicted model, not a curated record. Lineage: Eukaryota; Metazoa; Chordata; Actinopteri; Syngnathiformes; Syngnathidae. The coding region runs from base 291 to 845 and encodes 184 amino acids. The transcript is spliced from 10 exons.